Aphanomyces astaci is the source of this 5712-nucleotide messenger RNA. RefSeq lists its product as hypothetical. Bases 84 to 5609 code for a protein of 1841 amino acids. The record is from RefSeq and is a predicted model, not a curated record. The transcript has a single exon. Lineage: Eukaryota; Oomycota; Saprolegniomycetes; Saprolegniales; Verrucalvaceae.
CACGCACAUGAAUUACCUCGAGCUUUACGUCGAGUGGACAACCGUUCGAUGUUUGAGGUUGUCCACUCGACAUCAGACCACUCAUGCUAAGUACGGAUGAAACCAACAUGAAACCGCCAUACCAUCCAGUUGUGCCCUUUGAGACGAAACGACCGAAGUCUGCAUCCCGCGAAAAAGCACCCACAUAUACGGCUUGUAACGCAGGUUCUGGCGUCCCUAAUGCCAGAGAGACUGAAAACAUGCCACCACCACGGGUCUCACCUGAGAGUAACACUUGGAUUCCGACCCUAAAGCCUGCCCAACCCAGUCGCAGUUGGUCGCAGACGUUGGAGCUGUUGGCGGGUGCAGUGUACGUGGCCAUAUCGGUAUUCUGCAGCGCAUGGUACUGCACCCACAGUGCACCGUAUUUGACCAACGACAUGUGGUGGCCUCGCUUCAACACCACGGGGACCCAAACGUUCCUCGCCGACGUCUUGAACGCCAAGCUGGCCACCACGGCAUCCGUGCCGUCCCUCGAUCUAUGUGCCGCCAACAGCGCCGUGUACGGUCGGUAUGACUUGGACACGACUUCCGUGGCUCAAAGCCCCGUCUAUCCUCGACAUUACAUGCUCGGCGCGCAUUCAGAUUUCGAGGACGCCAUCAGCGGGAUGCACAUGACUACGGUCGCGUUUAACUUGCGCAUGUUCACGCAGUACUGCUGGCUGGACUUUGACAAGAAAUACCCCAUUGCACACACGGCGGCCCGCCAAGAUCGUUGUGUGCGCAGCGAGGGUGACAACGCCGCCGUACACAUGGAAGCUUUGCUGCGAAACGUCGUGUGGAAGGAUUUCGUGAGCGCGACGGGAGGGCCCACAUUGACGGGCAACUUUGAGCGCCCCCUUAGCCAAUACCCCGGCGGAACCGCCUGGAUGAACUCUGUCAAAGACGCGUUUGUGAACGUGCCGACCGAAGUGGCGUACUGGAAAAGCAAAGCAAUGAUGAGGUGGCAACUCCAGUGGCAAAAUGCGUGGCAACAAGGCAUCGACGAGAUGAUUACGGUCGUGUCGGCCCUCGGCAUGUCCCAAAGCUUAGCUAUCAAGCGCGUGCCGUACUUUCACCGCGGGUCGGGGCCGUGGACGUCUGUGGCCAUGUACUCUGGCUUGUGGAAUGAAAUCGGGCGCGCGGUGAUGGGCAACUUUUCCUUGAUUCGCGGGUCGGCUACGCAUUACUCGUUGAUGAACUUUACGUUUGAAAUGGCGAUUUCGAUCAACCCCACGUCCGUGCAAACGUUGCUAUGGCAUCAGGAAGUGGGCACGUACAACACGAUCGACAUGAAGUUUCAGUCGAUUCCGCCCUCCGUGGACGCACUCGCCACUGCAUUCCGACAAGCGCUUGUUCCGGCGCUCCAGACUACUCUGGGGGAUGCGUAUAAUGCGAUUCCGGAUGUGGUCGUAGACCCAGCCCCCCCAGGUUGGAUAAUCGGAACCAAUUUGACCUACUACGGUGGCAACCCGCUCUGUUUCACUGGCAGUGCGCAGCCAUUCAUUCAGCAAAACUUUGGCUUCGACGACGCGUGUCUUACCCAAGACAAGCUGACCAUGACCUUGACACGAUCGGCGAUUGUGUUUGCGUUAAUGGCAUCUGGCGUGUCGGAUGUUGCAGGCAUCUCUCGGAUUUGCUCGUUGUGUCAAACUACCUCGACGGCUUUGUGUCUCGCGUCCCUUGGACCAGGGUUGGAUGUGGCCGCCAACAUUCCAAUGUCAUUGCAAGCGUUGGUCGCGGCUGUGGCGGCGGACGUUCCCACCGUGAGCCUCAUGCAAUUUGCCGUCAACAGCACCACCCCCGUUCUGCUUCGCCAGCUCCUCUUGGACCCCACCGAUGCCGCGUGGUCUUUCUUUGGGUGGAUCCAGCUCUUUGACUGGGGGUUGAAUCGGCGCGAAGUUGUGUCCUUUGAAGGCGACGUCAGUGCUCUGCCCCUCAUGUCGCGCGCGUACACUUUGCAAUCGUUCCAGCCCAGUCCGGUGCAAGUGCAGCACAGCGCCAGUGACUACAUGAUUGUCUUGACAGCGUACGCGUCAGUGCACUUGGUCCUUGUCGCGCUGUUGCUUCUAGGGUACGGCGUCUUGACUCGCACACACGUGCGUGGUCGCAACUUAUUCCGGUUCAAUCGCGUCGUGGGGUCGGUGUGGGUCGGGCGCGUCAUCCUCAUGAUACGUGGCAUCACCGCGUGUAUACUGCUGUGCACCGCCCCCAUCGCAAUGGUCACUUCCAGUCGAGGGUGGACGUCGUUUGAGUAUUCCACCCGAGGAGUUGUCGAAAGCGUCCUCGUCACGGGCGAAGCGACGUGGAUUUUGUACGUCGUCCACGACUUUCUGGGCAUUGUGACCACCGAGUACGCGUAUUACUAUGCCCCGAUCAGCUCGGCUCUAGCGUGGGUGGUGAUGUUUGUCCUGGAGCUGACGUCGCCGAUCCAGGCCACGGCGUCCAUCGACCGGCAAUGCUCGACUUUGGUGAUGGGGAAACAAAUUAAAUGUGUCAGUGGCACCGUUUAUGUCGGAAGCGUAGGCCGGCUGUACGCUCUCUUUGCUAUCUUUGGCGGCAGUGUAAUUGUCGGAAUGGUGCUCGCGUUUCCCAUGCGGGACCGCCGGCGGCAGUCCGGGGCGAAUCUGGUGCUUGGAGGAAUUGGCGAAACGUUUCUGGACCCUUCCAAGGGAGAUCUGGGGGACGGCAUGAAUGUCACAGAAGGUGUGGCGUUGGACAACGUGUCGUGCGUCAUGUGUGGCCUGCUGGUGUAUCGGGUGGAACGGACGGUGUACGUAUUUGACCUCAAGCUGUGGAUUGUGUUUAAAGUGCAAUCUGGUACGCCCACGUUACCCCCAAUCACGAGCUUUCACAGCUCGGCUAUCAAGCGGAUCCCAUCGAGCCCAGCUGUGGCCGCCACGGACAGCAAGAACCAUCUUCGAUGGAGGGAUCAUGUGCGCGCAGGCGCGGGCUUUGCCUACAUGUUUUGGGCGCUCACGGGCAUGGUUCUGUAUAUUCUCGCCACUCAGGAAAACAUGGCCAACGACUUUUGGUGGAAAGGGUUCAACUCCACUGGCACCCAUGCGUACCUGGGAAACUGGUACAACCUCCAGCUAAUGCUGAACCCGCACGUGUCGGAGCGAGUGUCGCUCACCAACACAAAAUACGCCGACUUGGUGCUGUACAACACGACCAGCACGGUAAUCUCUGGCAGUCAAAUGUACAGUCGGACGGUGCAAUUCGAAGAAGCAAAUGCCCUGUCGACAGCGAUACAAGGCCUGCGAGUGAUGGAUGCGUGCUUGGUGCCGUGGAUUUCGACGCAGUAUUGCUGGCUCGACUUUGAGCGACGGCACCCUAUGGCCAACACGGAAAAGCGGCAGACGCGAUGCCACGGGUACGCCUCGAACGCUGCCGUGUACUUGGAGUCCGCCCUGCGCAACGUGCAAUGGGAUCGGUUUCAAUUGUGUUGGGGCACGUCGUUUGAAGUCGGGUUUGCAGUGGAGCUGCGAUCGAGCCAGGCGGGGACCGAUUGGCUCGCGUCCGUGCGGCAGAGAACUACGACGGUCGCCGACGAAGUCGCAGUGUGGACGCGAGCCCACUUGGGGGAAUACACGACCCAGUACCAAAACUACAAGGCGGUGGGCGUCACGGAAACGUUUUACGUUCAGAAUUCGUUUGGGAUUCCGUACUCGAUGACGCUCAAGGCGUCAAAAGGCACGUUCCAACUGGGAUUGGCCACCACGCUCAAGCUGUAUUGGACAUUUGCCAGUGAUUUGUGGGCCAUUACGUCGCCGACAACAGCGAUUGUUGGAACGAGUUUGCUUCGACAGAGUGCCAACUUUGCGUUUGCAAACACGACGAUCGAAUCGGUCUUGGCCGCGAAUGGAACUUUGAACCAUCCGUAUGGGGUGUCGUUCACGUCCUUUCGACAACUCAUUGGCCCGUUCGGAUCUGUCGACGCCAGGCACGUCACGGUGCCGUCGUCGGUUCGAACUCUGUACAAAGCAACGAUCGAAUACCUCUCUACCCUUCUGUCGACGACCAAUGCCAGCAGCAAUGCCCAAGUCAAUUUUUCGUCUAUCCCCAUGCUCAGCGCAUGGUCCGCGGUCCCCCAAGCGUGGUUGUAUACCCCUCGCAGCAUUGGCGGCAGUCUCCUGUGCCCCGAACAGCCUCCGUACCCCGGGGCACUUCUAAGUUACUGGCAAGAUGGAGGGUGCUCGUCUGCCGUCCGAGAAACGGCAACCCCCACCCGCCAACGGUCGUUUGCAAACAUGUUGGCGCUAGGCCUGGGUGACGCGUCCCCGUCAACGCUGGCUGCCAUUUGUACGCGAGAAACGUUUCUAACCGCGACAUGUGUGACCCACUUGACCAGAUUCCAAGAAUUUAUCAACACCUAUGUGCCGCCUGCGGUGCGUGCCGAGCUCUUUGCGCUGGGCCAGACCACCCAGCUAGAACUAACAACUGUCACUCGCAUUGGUUUGUACCAACUGCUCCCCCAGGCCCCGCCGUCAACGUCAUAUGAAGGCGUCUUCCAUCCCAUUUUCGACGCCGCAGACCCAGAAUUCUACUUUUUUGCGUGGCAGUUUGUGUUUGAGUGGCUGUUGGGCCAGCGCGACGUGGUGUCGUUCGAAGGUGACAUGGGCAGCCUAACCAUCUUCAGCUAUGUUUUGAACACGGUCGACACGCCACCCAACUCCCUCGAAGUCCCGUACAACGUGGCGUUCUACUUUCGCGGCUGCGUCAUUUACGCCACGGCCGUCUUGGUCGUUGUUGCGUCCAUGGUCACGUAUCACGUGAUUGCCAGUCGGGGGCACAUUGAAGGGUGGAACAUCCGCAAGAUCAACCGAGUGGGGGGGGUCAUUUGGAUUGGCCGUCCCUUGCUGUUGCUCCGCAGUCUCUUGGCCGCGUGCUUGAUUAGCACCGACAAUUUGGCGCUGGUGCAGUUUGGACCCAUAGGGGGUACGUCCGCGUUUGCCCCCAACCCCCUUCCGUGGUACAAGGUCAUUCUCGUGUCCCUUGAAGUCAUCUGGUUCUCGGACGUGGUGGGGGACAUUCUCGUUGUUAUCACCAAGGCGUACACGAUGCAGUACUCGGUCAAGUCGAUCGUGUUGAUCUGGCUCACCACGGUGAUUCUGACGUUUGCGUCGCCGGUGGCCCACUCGGCGUCCGUCGACCGGCAUUGCACUGUCGUGCACGUGGACUUUCAGCUGACGUGCACGGCGGGCACGCUGUACGUGGGCAGCUUUGCCCGGUUUUGUACGUUGUUGUGUUUGUCGUUAGGCUCGACAUUGCUCUGUUUUCUGUACGAAAGACUCCGGCACCCGCAACCAGACACGACGUGCGCCAACGACUCGAUCUUGUUGUCGUCCGGGGCGCGGUACCUCUUUCAACUCCGCCAGUGGCAGUACAACGGGUACUGUUUCCUGGACAAAGCGUCGGGCGUGAUCAACGGCGUGUUGUGCGUGGAACUUGGCCACACGUAUUACAUUCUCGACAUCAAAUUGUGGAAAACGUUUGUGAUUGACCUUCCCGAAGAAGCGCGGGUCCCGCCUGGCCACCCCAUGCAUUCAAGGCUACGAUGCGCGUUUCCACUGCUCGACCACGCUUAAGUCUACGGAUUCCUAGAGUCGUCAUGCUAGACCGUAAUUUAGUAUCGUAUUUAUCCCUGAAGUGUACUAUUAAUAGAUAAUAUCCGAGAUAUUAUUGGCCAAC